GAUGAACAAAAAAAAAGGAAACCUACGCAUACACGCGAUGCUCUUCUCGUCUUGUGUUGUUUUUGCUGGAAGAAUUGAUUUCUGCUCUUCCUCUUCCAUCUCCUUUGGAUUGAGACAUAUAAAUACGAGGCAUGUGUCGCUACGCUAGCUAUUACAGUAGCUAUCGAUCGAUAUCGAAGCCAAGAGGUAGCCAGCCAUGGUGCUGUUCGAGAAUAUCAAUGUCGACUGCGACCCAUCCACUCGGCUGUUCGUCUCCAACCUCACAUCCUCGUACGUGGACCAGAGCAAUGAGGCGUCCAUGGUGGCGGCCUCCGUCAUCAUGUUCGUCCUGGCCGGGGUCUUCUUCAACCUCAACCUCUUCAGCGGCAUCUCCGACGUGAGCGCCAUCCUGGACCCCAAGGUCCGCAUCGUCCUCUCCUCGGCGCUCUCCCUGCUGCUCCCCGUCAUGUCGUACCUCUUCUCCGAGGCCAAGAACGCCGGCCGCUCCACCACCAAGCCCGCCGGCGCCGGCACCGGCGCCGCCAAGGACCUCCCGCUGCAGGCCCUGGUCAUCCUCGUGUGGAUGCUGCUGGUGGAGCUCCUCCGCAAGAAGGUGGACGAGAUCCGCAUGAAGGGCAUCUCCAGCAGCCUCCAGCGCGCCGGCCGCGUCGUCUGGCUGGGCAGCCUCGUCUUCUUCAACGUCCGCAGCGCCGGCCGGAAGAUCAUCUUCGGCGUCCUCUGGAUCCUCUGCGCCACCACGGUGCUCCAGCGGAUCGCCUUCACCGAGUUCGGCAAGCGCUCCUACGCCCACGGCAAGAACGCCAGGCUCGUCGCCUCCUACAUGGCCUGGAUCCUUGGCCACGUCGGCGGCGUCAAGAACGAGACAUCACAAGCCGGCGCGGCGCAGGCGGAGCACGCUGUUCCUGUCGUGCACCAUGGCGCCGGCCACGACGUGGAGCAUGCUGCCCAGCGACGGACGCCUGAUGAUGGGCAACAGCUGCUCAAGACGUGCCGGUACAUCGUGGUCGGAGAAGAUCAGCUGGUGAAGGAGGCGACGGCGGACGGCUACGAUCUCAACGUCGACAAGAACGGCGUCGUGGUCGCCCCCGGCUUUGUCACCGUCGGCGAUGUCUGGAGCCUCCCCGGGACUGACUCGACCUUCGCUGAAUGGGAUGGAGAUCAACGCCUCAGGAGACUCUGCCUCUCCUUCGCCCUCUUCAAGCUGCUCCGCGGCCGGUUCGAGCAGCACGAGCCGCUGACCGAGGAGGAAGCCAACAACGGCCGGGAGCUCAUCCUCAGGGGCCUCUACUACAACAAGGUCAAGGUGGACGGCGGACAUGGAGGCACGACGACGACGACGGACUCGGAGGCGGUGUUCCAGGUGAUCACCGACGACGUCAACUUCCUCUCCGAGUACUACCACUCCGUCGUCCCCGUCAUCUUCGCGAGCCCCUUCUUCCUGCUCGCUAACUACGUCCUCCUCCCCGUGGUCGUGCUCGGCCUCUGCCUCAUGACCGUCUUCCUCUGCGGCAAUGGCGACUUCCGCUACGCGAUGACCAGCAUCCUCAAGGACAACUACACCCUCAACACCGGCAUCCGCAACCUGACCCUGUGCCUCCUCAAGGAGGUCGCCAAGAAGCCCCCCAAUUACUUCUUCUCCCUGCUCGACCUCUCCAUCACCUUGCUCCUCUUCGUCAUCUUCGUCUACGAGUCCGUGUGGGAGCUCGCCGUCUUCCUCCUCUCCAACUGGUUCAUGGUCGCGCUCGUCUGCGACUACACGGGCAGGCCGGCGUGGCGAGGCAAGCCCAGCUUCCGGUGGGCCUUCCGCCGGAUCCGGUGGCUGCGGAGCAAGAUGAGCCACGGCGACCUCACCAUCAAGCAGUUCUCCGUGCUCAACCUGCGCUGGCCGCCGGCCUUGCCGCUGCCGUCCGCGCUCUCCCUGCUGGUGCGGGCCAGGACUGUCCCGACCUGCGUCAAGGACUCCAUCAUGGAGUACCUCGUGGAACAUGGCCGCGCUGCUCCCAUCUCCAUCGGCAACCCCGUGCUGCUCGACAAGGUCGAAGAAGCAGGCAGCAACCCGUUCUCUGAUCUUGGAUGGGCGUUCAAGAGCAGGAGCAUCGCCGAGGUCAUCCUCACCUGGCACAUCGCCACCACCAUCUUCGAGCACAAAUUCCUGUCGGCGUCUCAGAGUCAGACCUCGAGCAGCAUCGUCAUGGUGGCGACGAGGCUGUCCAAGUACUGCGCGUACCUGGUGAUGUUCCACCCGGAGCUGCUGCCGGACAACCCGGACAAGACGGAGGACGUCGUCCAGCUCAUGAAGGAGGAGCUCAAAGAGGGCCUUGGCUGCCUGGAGUUCUUCUUCUUCCGGCACGCCGCCCGGGUCGAGCGGAUCAUGAAGCUCAAGGGAGAAGGGAGCUGGAAUGACAAGAAGGUGGUGAAAAAUGGCGUGACACUAGGUGCUUCGUUGCAGGAGAAAGCGGCGUCGGAUCAUCCGGAAAGGGUGUGGAGGAUGCUAGCCGACGUGUGGACGGAGCUCAUCGUCUCCCUGGCGCCGUCGACCGACGAGGAGCACAUGAAGGGGCAUGAGGAUGCUCUGUUGCAGGGAGGCGAGUUCAUCACCGCGCUCUGGGCACUGACCACGCACACCGGCAUAACCCGGCAGCCCAUGCCGGGCGGUCGUCAGGGCGAAGAUGGCGGUCGUGCUGGGUGGGCUACAGGUUCACCUGGAUCCGGCCGUUAAGUCGCUUGCGUAUUACUACUGCUUGCUCGCUCUUUGAGUUUUUAUUGCGUGUUCUGUGUAUUUCGUCAGCGAAGUUCUUUCUGCAUCCAAAGACCAGGAAUUUUAUGCGUGUUCAUUCUUUUAUGAGUGCCAGAGUGUACGUGUCUGGGUACGCUAUGAUGUAUUAAUUACGUAACAGAUCGAUGUAUAUGGAUUUGUAAUUCAGCAGAAACUCUCUGUUUGAGUUUUAUACUA
Panicum virgatum (switchgrass) is the source of this 2953-nucleotide messenger RNA. RefSeq lists its product as uncharacterized. The record is from RefSeq and is a predicted model, not a curated record. Bases 197 to 2719 code for a protein of 840 amino acids. The transcript has a single exon. NCBI's taxonomy places the organism in Eukaryota, Viridiplantae, Streptophyta, Magnoliopsida, Poales, Poaceae.